Linum tenue is the source of this 453-nucleotide messenger RNA. NCBI's taxonomy places the organism in Eukaryota, Viridiplantae, Streptophyta, Magnoliopsida, Malpighiales, Linaceae. The record is from the annotation of a GenBank genome assembly.
CUUAGGUCAUCGUAUCAGCUAUUGGCUGAGUGUGCCGGUGGGUAUGAGAACUUGACUUUUACCAAAUGUGAUCAGAAGAACCAUUUGAACAAGAAUAGACAAAAGACUAUGUCUCGUGGCGAAGCGACUUUCUUGAUGGACUACUUUCAAGACCAAAAGGAGAAGUAUCCCGGCUUCUUUUAUGCUGUAGAGGUAGAUUGUGAGGAGAAAGUUGCCAAUAUUUUUUGGGCAGACAGUAGGAUGCGUGAAGAUUAUGCACUUUUCGGAGACUCUGUCUCCUUCGACACCACCUUCCGAACCAAUAAACACUUCCGGCCAUUGGGGAUGUUUGUAGGUUUCAAUCAUCACCGACAAACUUGUGUGUUUGGCGCUUGUUUGCUAUAUGACGAGACAACUCCUUCUUUUGAAUGGUUGUUUGAAGCAUUUAGUCGGUGCAUGAAGAGGAAACUCCCA